Archocentrus centrarchus (flier cichlid) is the source of this 1198-nucleotide messenger RNA. RefSeq lists its product as uncharacterized. The transcript is spliced from 8 exons. Gene Ontology annotation, biological process: immune system process; regulation of transcription by RNA polymerase II. The record is from RefSeq and is a predicted model, not a curated record. Gene Ontology annotation, cellular component: nucleus. Gene Ontology annotation, molecular function: RNA polymerase II cis-regulatory region sequence-specific DNA binding; DNA-binding transcription factor activity, RNA polymerase II-specific. The coding region runs from base 1 to 861 and encodes 286 amino acids. Lineage: Eukaryota; Metazoa; Chordata; Actinopteri; Cichliformes; Cichlidae.
AUGUUAAAUAAUUUUUCUGUUAUUGCCGAAACUCCUGGCUUAAGCAGCAUGCAACAACAACAACAAGGCCGACUCAGGCUGAGGCCGUGGCUGGAGGAACAGAUUCAGUCUGGGAGAUAUCCAGGAGUCAGCUGGCUGGACCAGUCCGAACGAAUCUUCCAAAUCCCAUGGAAACAUGCUGCUCGUCAUGGUUGGAGUAUUGAGCGAGAUGCUACCCUUUUCAGGAGCUGGGCUAUGCACACUGGACGGUACCGUCCAGGCAAAGACAAGCCAGAUCCAAAGACAUGGAAAGCAAAUUUCCGCUGUGCUUUGAAUUCUCUGCCUGACAUCUGUGAGCUGCGUGAACACAGCAGGAAGAGAGGCAGUAAUGCCUAUAGAGUGUACAGGAUGCUGCCCAAUUCCCAAACACAGAAACGCAGAAGAGGGCUGCGGUUAUUCGACAGACCCAGAGAAGGACAGGCCAGUUUAGGAGAAUGCAUGCCUGAUGGUACACACAACACACAAAUUUGGCAAGUCACAACAAUGAGACCCAUUUCAGAAACACAGCAGGAGGUGGAGCCUGUUGCAGAAGACACAUUUACCAACGUUCAAAGACAGGGGAUGUGGGAUGCCAAAUCAACGGACCAGGAACAGAGUGAAGCUGUCUUUAAGCUGAUGGACCACUUAAGCAACACUGACCUCUGGAACCAGGCCGCGGAACAGAGAGGGUGGAGAACGCACAGUCUAUGGAACCACUGGCACUGUCCUGGUGAUGAUAAUCCAUAUCCUCUGCACACGGAGAACUGCAGCGAUCUAUUUGGUCCAAACUACAUCAAGGAACUCUCUGACUGGUCCACACAUCAGCAACCACUGAUGCCGUAGCCAUGCACCCACUAACAACUCCAUCCACCUUCUCUUUGUGUUUACCAAAUAUCUGAUCAAAGAGUGAUUUUCUCUGAAGCUUUCUUCAGAUAUUUCCCUCUUAUUGUCUAUCUGAUAAGCUGACUGCUAAUUGCCAGAAAAAGGAGACGGGAGACAGGGCAGGGAAUAUUGCUCUGUCAGUUAGCUGAUCAGUCACCCUCUCUGCUGAGCAUGCUGAAAUGAAGAUCCAGUUCCAAGCCAAGCUUUACCUCUGUCAACAUCACUCGUGUUUAGAUUUAGUGCCUAAAACUCACUAAAAUGACACCAAGCUCACAGAUCUCGUUUCACCGCAGUGCAU